AUGGCGAAUCGCGAAACACGGUUGAUAAUUAUAAUUCUUUUACUUUACGACGUAGCUGCUAAACCGACCACUUACACUCCUCUAAACGAUACAGAUAAUAAUAAUGAGACUGAAGUUGAAUAUACAAUAAUAUACGACUCAACUUCAAAUGAAACAUCAAAAGAUUGGAACAACGGUAUCAUUUUAAAUGCAGAUGACAUUAUCAACGAAGCUGUUGCCAAUUCAACGGGAACAACAAACCCUGUAAGCCACAAAAAAACGUGUGACGUACUUAAUAUUACGAAUAGCAGUGAUACAAAAUCUAUUAAUUCUCAUAGCUUAGAUUCUAUUUACCUUAAUAAUAUUUAUUCGAGAGUGACAACGAAUCUCAUUGAAGAGAAAGUGACUGUGGACAUGAUAGACACUGAUGGUGUGAAUUUGUUUAGUAUAGUGAGCAGUGACUGUGGUGGUUCAAAACUAUGUCCAGUAAUGUACCGGAAUUGGACGGAUGAGAAGACUAUCACUAUUGGAUUUCUCGGAUCGUAUGGAAGGAGUCAGGUACGUCUUCAGAUAAUAUUUGAUUGCUCUUCGAAAGCUUAG
Messenger RNA from Diatraea saccharalis (sugarcane borer), 579 nucleotides. The record is from the annotation of a GenBank genome assembly. NCBI's taxonomy places the organism in Eukaryota, Metazoa, Arthropoda, Insecta, Lepidoptera, Crambidae.